AUGUGUUCGGUCGGACAAUUUCACAAAGCUCGAACUAAAAACGAGGCAAUGCGUCAAAAUGGCCAGCGAAAUAGUGAUAACAGAAAACGCUUAAUAUUCACUAACAAACAAGCAUGUUUCAAUUUGUACUUUUUUUUGUUGAUAUUUUUUUUAUCUCUAAAAACAACAAACCCAAAUGCAACAAAUAUGAAUAGCGACAAAAGGAAUGUCAAGGGAAAGUUAAAUAUUAAAAGUGUGCAACACGAUUCACCUCAUGAGAAUUACGACGCCGAUUCAAACCAAAAACAUAUAAAAGUCAAUUCGGAUAAAAAUCCCUUCAGUAAUAUCGAAGACUUCACUCAUCAUAGUGAUUUUUAUAAUCACGAAAGAAAUACUUUUAGUGACUUUGCUGAUUAUAAAAGAUAUUAUUUAAAUCCAGAACAUCAGAUACCAAAAAGUAGCGUUAAGUUUAAAAUAAGCAGUAGAAUAGUGCAGACUAAGUAUGGGAAAUUACAGGGGAUUAUUUUGGCGAUGGACGAACAUAGAUAUCUAAGUCCGCUCGAGGUUUUUUUAGGUGUGCCUUAUGCUACGCCUCCCGUUGGAUCUAACAGAUUCAGUCCAACUCGGACGCCGUCACCUUGGGAUGGUGUGCGCGUCUCUGAUCGACCUGGGCCUUCUUGUCCUCAGAAAUUACCCGAUCUCAACGACGAGCGGCUUCUCUUAGAAAAAAUGCCUAAAGGCAGACUAGAUUAUUUAAAAAGACUGAUGCCUUAUCUUAAGAAUCAAAGCGAAGAUUGUCUCUAUUUAAACAUUUUUGCACCAUUACAGAUGGAUGAAACAAAAUUAGCACUGCCGGUUUUAGUUUUUGUACAUGGUGAUAGUUAUUCACUAAGCUCUGGCAAUCCAUACGAUGGAGCUGUGCUUGCUAGCUACACUGAUCUCAUUGUGGUCACUCUCAACUUUAGACUUGGAGUUUUAGGUUUUCUUAACGCAAAUCCUGCUCCACACUUAAAGGCUAGGGUUGCAAAUUAUGGAUUAAUGGAUCAAAUAGCCGCAUUACAUUGGGUACAACAAAAUAUUGCUUUAUUUGGAGGAGAUCCAACCAACAUCACACUGAUGGGUCACGGUUCGGGCGCAGCUUGUAUAAAUUUCUUAAUGAUAUCACCAACCGUAAUGCCAGGUCUUUUUCAUAGAGCCAUACUGUUAUCAGGAUCAGCUUUAAGUUCUUGGGCAAUAGUAGAUGAUCCCGUUUAUUAUUCUUUGAAACUUGCAAAACACAUGAAUUGUUCUAUCCCAGACGACCUUGCAAGAGACCAUGAAAUCAUUGUAGAUUGCUUACGAGAUGCAACUAUAGAGGAGCUAUUAUCAUUUGACUUGUCCCCUCCUAAUUUUAUGACCGCCUUUGGACCUUCCGUAGACGGCGUUGUAAUAAAAACUGAUUUCGCUAAAGACUUUUUGACAAUGCACUCAAUGUCUGAUUUUCCUAGUUUUGGUCCCUUAAAUAAUAUGAAUCAAAAUAACUUGCACAUAAAAAGAAGCGACAGUGGCAGACGUCUCUUUCAAAAUAAAUACGAUUUGCUUUUCGGCGUCGUUACAUGUGAAGCGCUUUGGAAAUUCUCAGCUCACGAUGUUCAAAAUGGGAUUGAACCAGAAAAACGAGAUCGUAUGUUAAGGACUUACGUAAGGAAUUCCUAUACGUAUCAUCUGAGUGAAAUAUUCUAUACGAUUGUCAAUGAAUAUACGGACUGGGAAAGAACGGUAGAGAAUCCUAUAAACACAAGAGACGCAACUGUGUCCGCAUUAUCCGACGCCCAAUAUGUAGCUCCCUUAAUACAAAGUGGAGAUUUGCUAAGUGGUGGUCCAAAAAUAACACCAUCUGAUGAAGAUGGGCCUGGGAGACCGACAAAAACUUUCUUUUAUGUAUUCGACUAUCAAACUAAAAAUGGGUAUUAUCCACAGAGGAUGGGAGCAAUUCACGGGGAAGAAUUGCCGUAUAUUUUUGGGGCACCGCUUGUUGAUGGUUUUGGACAUUUUCCUGAAAACUACACAAAAUUUGAAACUGCGUUAUCGGAAUCAAUAAUGCUUUUUAUUUCAAAUUUCGCAAAGUCCGGUAAUCCCAAUGACAACGCCCGACAAGAAGCUUUCCUCCCGGCUUCGAGGGAAAGAAACAAGUUCCGUGGCAUAAAUUGGGAGGAGUACGAUUCGACACACCAAAAGUACCUCGAAAUAGGUUUGAAAUCAAGAUUAAAAAAUCACUUUCGAGCACAUCAGCUUUCAGUUUGGCUCAGACUAAUCCCAGAGUUACAUAGAGCUGGUAUGGAGGAUGUUGCUUCUCGUCACAAUUUGUUUAAAAAUCAUAAUGAGCCGGAUCUUUAUGAAGGUGUAAUAAGACCAGAUCCAUUAGCACGAAGUAUUGAUAAUGAUCAGAUACGGCGAAAUGGUUCUGUAUAUUCGGACACAGCUUUAACUACAGUUGACACUAUAUUAGCAACCUGCGUCACUAUUAUGCCAAGUGGAAGAGAUCUUCAACCUUUUAAUACUACCGAUAAUACUUUAGCAAAUUUAGAAGCGGCAGGUUAUGCUGCCUAUUCAACCGCUCUAAGCGUAACAAUAGCCAUCGGCUGUUCACUUCUUAUUUUAAACGUUUUAAUAUUUGCUGGAGUGUAUUACCAAAGGGAUAAGUCUCGGUCUCGCGGGAAACAGACGCGAUUCAAUGAAAAACACUUUGAAACAAUUUCGGGAAAACACUCCCAUUAUCAUAUUGACCCUAACCUCGCCCCGAGCUUAGUUGUGGACAUCGAGCGGCAAAAUAGAAAGAAAAUGAUAGGUGACCCAAAUUUAACGAAUCUCAACUUUAAGGGACCGCUUGAUGGUCCAAAAUCGCCUAGUCCAACAUUAAGCAUUGAUAACAUGAUGUUGCCAAGUAAAUUGGGCAGCCGAAACAGUAGUUUUAGGCUGCCAAAUGUUAGCUAUCCUCAAGUUGGUGGAUACGCAACACUGCCAAAAAAUUUAAACCAACUUAACAGUUCACCACCAAUACAAGAUAUGAGACAAAAAUAUCCUCUUAAUGGCUCCGCCGAUUCCCCAGGCAGAGAAGAUACUCGAAUACCACAUGCAACUUUAAGAAGGGGAAAAUCAUUACAUCCUUCAAAUCUCCCACAGGCGGCGAUCGAUGAAAUGAGAGUUUGA
This is a messenger RNA of Danaus chrysippus (African queen), 3168 nucleotides long. The record is from the annotation of a GenBank genome assembly. Lineage: Eukaryota; Metazoa; Arthropoda; Insecta; Lepidoptera; Nymphalidae.